Penaeus chinensis is the source of this 4831-nucleotide messenger RNA. It is a transcript of the gene Zip48C, whose product is annotated as zinc transporter ZIP11-like. NCBI's taxonomy places the organism in Eukaryota, Metazoa, Arthropoda, Malacostraca, Decapoda, Penaeidae. The record is from RefSeq and is a predicted model, not a curated record. Gene Ontology annotation, molecular function: zinc ion transmembrane transporter activity. The transcript is spliced from 10 exons. Gene Ontology annotation, biological process: zinc ion transmembrane transport. Bases 228 to 1259 code for a protein of 343 amino acids. Gene Ontology annotation, cellular component: membrane.
UUUACAAUAGCAUCCCAGCUGUUUAUUGAGAGUGAUUCGGGAGCUUAUGACUUAUGAAUGAGUGAUUUAUGGAUAUAGGGAUGCGGAUGAUGUCCGAGUUAAAGUUAUAUAGCCAUAAUAUGGAGAAAUGUUAAAUAGUGUGUUGACUGAUGCAGGUAGCAAUACAAGGUCUUUCUAGUAUGGGGAUGUGAGGGUGACAUAUUUUCAUAUGGAUAACAUGUGGCAAGAUGUUGGAAAGUGCAUCUCCAGUAACCCAAGCCUUGCUGGGGACCUUACUGACAUGGGGCCUCACUGCUGCUGGGUCUGCUGUGGUGUUCCUGCUUGCUGGAACUAAGCGAAAAGUACUAGACGGCAGUCUAGGUUUUGCGGCUGGAGUCAUGACAGCUGCAUCAUUUUGGUCACUUCUGGCACCUGCCAUAGAACUUGCAGAAUCCUCAGGAAGUUAUGGUAGUGAAGGGGAAUGGGCUUUUGUACCUGUUGCAGUUGGAUUUGUUCUUGGUGCUGCCUUUGUUUAUGCUGCAGAUGUGUUCAUGAGUUCAACUGGCAGUCAUUCACCAAACUUUGCCCUUGCAAUGCAGUCAUCUGUGAAGAAGACAGAUGGAGAUGAUGCAAGAAUACCCCACAUAUCGGCAAAUAACUUCAGUAAUGCAAAUUUCAGCGAAGUAGGGCAAGGCUCCAGUUCUAAUGCUUUCACCUCUAUCAACUUCAAUGAUGUUAAACAAAGGAGAGGAGAUCCAGGAGAAAAGGCCACUCAGUCUCAGAGCAGUGUUGAUCAGGAAAGACAUGAUAAAAACUUGCAGUGGAGGAGGAUCUUACUCCUCAUUAUUGCUAUAACAGUACAUAACAUUCCAGAAGGCCUGGCAGUUGGUGUAGGCUUUGGUGCAAUUGGCAAGACUCCACUUGCAACCUUCAACAAGGCAAAAAAUCUAGCCUUAGGUAUUGGUAUUCAGAAUUUCCCUGAAGGCAUGGCAGUUAGUCUACCACUUAGAGGAGCUGGGCAUCCUGUGUGGUGGGCAUUUUGGUAUGGUCAACUAAGUGGGAUGGUUGAACCAAUAGCAGGUGUUCUUGGAGCUAUUGCAGUGUCAGUGUGUGAGCCAGUGCUACCUUAUGCUCUGGCAUUUGCAGCAGGGGCCAUGCUAUUUGUUGUAGUAGAUGACAUUAUACCAGAAGCACAAACUGGAGGGAACAGCAGACUAGCUUCAGGAUGGUACAUUAUUGGCUUCAUUGUUAUGAUGGCCCUAGAUGUUGCAUUAGGGUAAAACCAUUGUAAUUUUAUAAUAUUUCUAGUUAAAUGACAUCUACAACCCAAGGUUGUUUGUAAACAGGGAUAAUCAGACACACAAAGAUUUUUUUUCUAGAAGUGCUAAUAUUUUAUCUAUCUUUAAUAAGUAUUAGUUAUCUGAAUAAUAAGACAAAUCAUAGCCAAAAAUCUGUUCAUGGAGUAAAUUUUGGACGAAUUUAAAUCAUCAGAUGAGAAUGCUUGGAUUAUAAAGAAUGAUUAUUGGUAAAUGAGAAAUAUUGUUGUUGGGUGUUAUAUUUGAUCUAAAGUAAUUUAUGUAUGACCAAUAUUCCAUAUUUUUUUGCAUUGUUUGGUGUAUUUUUCUGAAUGUCUGUCAUGUUUUGCUUUCUCAGACAAGGUAUUAUUUUUUGUUAAGAUGAUUAGUUUUUCCUGUUUUCUUGUUUUUACAUUUUAUAAAUGUAAGGAGUUACUUUAAAAUGGGAAAAUAUUCUUGCAUAUGUAAGCUGAUUUUUUUUCCUGUGUAAUAUAUAUAUAGACUACAUAUAUCAUUAUUAUUAUUUCUCCAGUUGUUGUAUCAUACCACUAUUAGUACAAUAUUAGGAUAAAAACAAAUUGGGGAAGUAUAUUGUUUAAAGUGACUGCUUUGGUUGUGACUUGAUUAUUACAGUUAUAAGUAACAUGAUUAUUCCUCUUCAUAUUGUGAGAAUAGUCACUCUGUAAAGUAUUUUCAGUUUUGUUUUUUUUCUUAGUUAUUCAUUUGGAGUCCGGGAGAUAAGUAUCCAAUACUUGCUGCUGUCUUUAUUAUGUGAUGUUCAUGUGUGCACAAAUUUUGGAUCAUGUUUGUGGAGAUGUACAUGUGUGUUUGCAUUGGUUGUCAAAAAUGGUUCCAUUUUUGUCUCUUUGUGUCUGAUAAGUCCUCCUGUAUGCAUUACAGGUUUUUAUUACUGUAUAUUAAAUUGUACUUUGUAAUUGAGCAGGACCUAAAGUUGUUGCACAGUAUUUUAUGAUUACAAGAAGGCACUGUAAAAUAAAGCCAAUGUCAAACUGAGGGAAAAAAACAAGUGUAGUUUAUGGGUGUACCUUUGUUAUUUCUUUUUUCUAAGAAUGUGUAAAAAAAAUCAAAAUUAGAACCAUAUCACAAUCAUACCAUCCUGGAGAAUCACAAGUGUGGUAAAUGUCUUUCAGCUUCAAAUAGUAAUAAUUUUAUAAUAAUAAUUAUUAUAUUUACAUAUAUGAGUAGAGUAUUGAUAGGAUACUAAAGAAUAUUUAUUUAAUUGUUUGGUCAGUUUGUGACCUUUGAAGGUUGUUAUGGAAACUUGUUUAAACAAUGCCCAAUUGCAUUUAGUUAUGGAGUUGCUUGAAAGCUGUUCUGCUGGACAUGUAAUUUAUUACAUAAUGCUACAUUUUUCUCUCCCUUUUCUUUGAAGUCAUGGUCUUACUGAAAGCAAGUUAGUGAUACCUUUUAAUAGACAUAUAUUUAGGAGAUCUUUGUUUGUUGGUGAAGGAAAGUGCUUUGGCUGUAGAUUUUGUGUGAUUGUAUAAUUUUCAUAAUUUGAAUUUUGUUAUUAUUUAUUGUUAAUGGUCUUAUGAUAAAAAGGCACAGGGUAAUAGCUUAUUUUAUAUGUUCAAGGAGUAAAGUGGUAUAAAGCAGGAGUUAGACAAAACUGCCACCUCUGAAUAAGUGAUAUAUUAAGGAUUCUUUUGUAUGAAAACCUGAAGUCCAAGUUAUUGAUAUUCUUUGAGCAUUUACAUUUUUAAGAAUUAUGAUAUGAUGAUUAUACUUUUUAGCAUUUCAUGAUUUGCUUGAUUAGUUCUUAUCUUGAGUAAAUGAGCAUUUCAUUAUUUUGAGAAAUGUAUAUUUUUGUACUCCUUUUUCUGCUAAUAAAUCCAAGAAAAAUGCCAUGUUUAAUAAUUAUAUUAUAGAAAAAUUGGUUAGGAGUGUCACAAGACUUAAUAACAGGGGUGUCUGGUUGAUAACCAACUACGUUAACCCCUUAGAUCCGGUUGCGUCAUGGCACUCACACGACCAAUAAUCAAGGCAUUAGGCUUACAUGAACAGCUGCUCAGCUGAGUGUGUGGCUUGUAGGCUGGGCGCUCUCAACAGAACAUGAGUUUAUGGUAACAAGACUCUACGCCUCCUAUUUGCAAUUUUAUUACCUCGUUUUAUGCAUAAAUGUGUUUAGCUUUUUUGCCAUUUCCAGUGUCUAUAAUUGCCAUUUGAUUUGUAUUAUCCAGAUGGUAAUAGAAUGUUUUCUUUGCAUAGUAUCUUUCUAGGUAGUCUACAACUCGGAGAAUAAAAAUAAAAAUGUUUAACACUUUGUUAUUUGUAUGAUUUUUAUUUAUAUAUAUAUACUAGAUAUAUAUUGUCCAAUUUAAUUCAUAGCAAAUUUUCAUAAUGUUUAUACAAUAUCCUCUGUUUUUUGUUCAACAUUUUUAAAAAUAAUUUUCAAUUUUCCUUUAUUUUUUUUACCCAUGUUUAAAAAAUGCAUGAAAAUCUUGUAUCUCAGAAAACAGCUACAUUCAUUCUUUUCUGAGCUGUGUGUGGCACUGAACAUAGACUGCUUUGUUGCUAAAGGUAACUGUCUCCCUCUUCUCCUGCCAGACAUAUGAGAAUAUAAUAGAAAACACAUAUUUAGUUUAUUUUCCAGGAAUUUUAUCAAUACAUUUUUUAAUAUUUCAACUGGAUGCCCCCCUUAGGCUACUUACUGGAGGCCAAAAGAUUUUGAGUUUGUUAUAAUACCUCCUUUUUGUUUUGUAAACAUUGUGUGUAAGGCAGUUAAAUUUACUGUACUUUGUAAGCAUCUAUUAUUUGCUUUAUGAUAAUGACAAAAUUCCUUAUUACUGUUUUAUGUGUUCAUGUUAAGAAUGUGCCCAUAUAUUGAGAAGUAAAGUACUGUCUUUUGCUUUAAAAUAUUUAAAGAUCACAAGAGUGGGAUAAUUCUAUUGUAGGACUUAUUACUGCAAUGCCAAUGGAUGAUAAUUUAUACAGCAGGAUUGGAAAACUGGAAGUUGUAGGGUUGAAACUGAUAUUAAAUCCAAAGGGAAGAAUAAGGUUUAUAUAUAUAUUACCCUGGUUUUAAAACCCCUUGAUGGUGUGGACAUGACAUUCCAUAUAAUAUGAACCACCUGUGGCAUAAUAUCAAACAUAUUGUUUUAAUUAUGUAGUUUUUACAUAUUUCCCUAUGUGGAAAAUUUGCAUAUCAAAUAUAAUAUACUCCAACAGUCAUAUUUUUUAUGUGAAUGUGGUUUAGUCUCUACAUUUAUUCCAACAAACUUUUGUUUACUGGCAACAUUCAUAUGUUGUUGUUUUUUUCAUCUAAUACAUAAUCACUUGAGACAUUGUUACCUAAAUAGUAAACAAAAUAAAACUCCAGAUGUCCAGUGUUUUCAAUAACAGCAUGUAUAUUUAUGAGUACUGUAAAUAGCUUUAUAGGUACUUUGAUUUUAAUAUCUAUUUGAUGAAAGUCAGUGGUUAGUAUUAACCUCUUAAAUUUACCAAUCUAAAAAGAUACUUAAGGCUGUUGAUUAUUUCUAAAUAAGGAUUUAAUCUUGUUGAUAUAUUUUUUGGAAAAAUAAAGUUUACUUUUCAAA